ACACAUUAUUCCGCCUUCUUUCUCUUUUCAAUCUCCUUCUUCCAGAUGUGUGUACGAAAAUACUUUCGUAUUGACAACGUAAAAGUCAUGUGGGACGAUCGAUGAAACACGGGAAAAACUGUUUCAAACUGCGAGGCUCGCUCACACACGGCUACCAUAUCAAUCGAUUCACCAGCGUUCCACGCGAACAAUCAGGUGUGGGAGUACACUCUUGUACCGCCGCACCUGGCCGCCGCGUUUGUUUGUUUGUAGUAACGGGGAUCGCGACGUCGUCGGCCGUAAGCCGCCCGACGAAUCAGCGCGGCGGCAUUCGCACAGAAUCGAAGGAUAAAAAUGACAUCGACGAAGACGGUAACGAUGACAGAAUCGCGUUCGGCGAAGCACGCAGUUAUUAGCAUCGAGAGAGUGAUGAAUCGAUCCGCAAGUGGAGCGCACGCGAUGUUCUCUUUCGAGCGAGCAUAAUCGCUGAGCCAACUCAACUCAUUUUCCAUUCCGCAAGCACACAGUCGAUGAAAAGAUGGCCUCAAAGGGCAGGAUGCUAAAGAGAUCGCGGCAUGUGUCGUCUUUCCUGGAAGACUCGAUGGAGAACACGACGCCGUCGAAGGCAACGAUGAACGUCGUCGUGGACAUUCACCACGAAGCCAGCCGCUCGCAAGGAGACAACGAGAAUGUCCCCGUAGUCCCCGAAUCCUCCGACGAAAAGGCAGUUAAGCGAUCUGACAGCUUCAAAAGCUCGUCGAAGCGAGCGAGUGAGGUGCCCGGUGACCGUCAUGUCGUCGUAACGAGGACUCGUCUCGACGAGACACGUGACCGUGUGACAUUGGAAUCGUUCGAUCUAAUCGAAGAGAUCGGGACGCCCGGGAAGAACUCCAGGACACCGGAGCUCGAGCCUUUCCCCGAGGUUAAGCCACGCCGGAGGAAACAGUGGAGCACUGUGAACGCCGCGAGUGAGACGGAGGACAACUCGAAGAGGCAACCGCGUAAACGCUGGUCCAAGGACACUAGCGUGAUCCGGCUACCUGAAACGCGCGACGUGUCACCGUUGACCGGCGGCGACGAGGAUCAGCGUAAGCCGAUUCCGGCGCCGCGGUCUAGCGUGCGACGGAAUGCCUUCUUCUUCGACAACCCAGCGUUCGUGUCGGAGAACGAGGAAGUCCUCAGGAUCGAGACCGAUCACCGACGGGAGAGCACGAAGAUCGAAAUGAGGAGGAUGAGCGACCGCUCGUCGAAGAUUGAGGACAUCGAGGAGGUGCGGACGAGCGGCGGCACGUCCAGCGACUCCCUGAAGAAGAGCGCUCAAGGGGCGAGCGCGAGGAGCAGACGUGAACGUCUCACGGACAGCGACGCUCGUUCCGCGAGGACCAGUAGGUCCUCGAAAAGCAGGAAUAACAGCUCCGACGAGGUGAAUUCGACGUCGAGCCUGGGGAAGGUCACUGAUAUUCAAUCGAGCUCGACCACUUACAAGGAGACGUCCACGUCCACGAGCGACAAGCAACAACCGGAAGCAACUCAGGAUCGAUCGCUGAGGAAAAGGGAGCGAUCCUUGUUGAGGAAGAAGGACGUUCUUACGAAUGACGACAAGGCCAGCUCGUCCGCGAAGGAUGCGCGAUCCAAUGCUGACGCUGAAACGGACACGAGAGUCCGGAAGAAGAAGAGGAAGAAGCGGCGACAAGGAAAAGAGGAUAAGCAGGACAAGGAAAAGGACGACAAGCGCGAAGACGCGGAGAUCAGGUACAUUUCAGUGACGGUGCACAGGACAGACCUGCUUGAGGUGGAUUACGCGAAGGUUAAACGACCGAUGGUGAAGGUGCACAUCGUGAACGCACACACGGGCAGUUAUCUGAAGUGUGGUGCAGACAACAGCGAGAACACGAGCGUGUCCUUGCAGCCGAUGAUCACCGGCAAGUUCGACUUCAAAGAGAACCGGUCGAUGAUACCGGUCUGGGAGGAGGAGCUCAUCUUCGAGCACGAUUUCAACGCGAUCACGAGACGCGACGAGGACAGCCAGGUGGUGAUCCUCUUUGAGGUGAUAGAUCCGCUGAGUUUCGCCGAGGCAAGCUUCAGUUACGACAGAUUCGGUAGCGAAGGAUGCUGGCACAAGAUAGCCUGGGCGUUUCUCAAGCCGUUAGGAUGUAAUGACACUCUUCACACGGACAAGAAAGUACGAUUGCAGCUUUACAAGCCCAGGCGAAGUUUUAAGAAAUACGACAGGCGCAGCUGCGAGGUAUACACAUGGUGGCAGUCGAACAAUAGAUGCAAAUACCCCAGCAGUCUCUUUGUGACGGUAACUUCCGUGUCACCCCCGAAGAUCAAACCAGUGCUGUAUCAGCAAUUAACGAUGAAACAUGUCCCUGACACGUGGAGCGAAUCGCAGGAACGCUCAAAUACGCGCAUCUCGACUGCCGUCAGUUUGCCGAAAUGGGCGCGCUUGGCCGCCCAGUCGUGCAAAAUUCCGAACGAGAGGGUGUUUGAGACGGAAGCGAGCGAAAACGGAUGUUUCUAUGUGGCGUUCAGCAGCGACGGCAAGUAUUUGGCUUGCGUCCAUUCCGAGGAGUACUCUUAUCCCAUUGUCGUUUACGAGGUCGAAUCCGGCAAGACCCACGUGCGAUUUUCCGGCCACAAGACUUUCGUCUAUUCUCUAAGUUGGUCUAGCGACGAUCGCUGCUUGUUGUCGGCGUCCGCGGAUCAAACAGCGCGUAUCUGGGAUGUUCGCAAUCGGACUGUACAAUAUGUCGAGAUGCUUCCGCAUCCCACGUAUGUGUACUGCGCCAAGUAUGGACCCAGCAAUACGACGAUCGUAGCGACAGGGUGUUACGAUCGUGUAGCGCGCGUCUGGGCGUACGACAAGCGGUCGCGGAAACGGGUGCUCUGUCAGGAGUUGGAAGGUCACGAAGGCUUCGUCAACUCCAUGGUAUUUUACAAGAACGGUGAUUUGAUCACGGCUGACAGCGUGGGUGCGAUAAUCGUUUGGUCGGCGCGGAGAAACAGCAAGAUGCCGUCGAAACGGGAGUGGUGCAUCGCGAGGAAAAUAAAAGUUCGCGAGAUCGAAGGAGUGGUCAUCAACACGAUCGCCUUGCACCCCCUUGAGUCCAGGCUUUUGGUGCACUCGAGGAACAGCGGCUUGCGAACGUUGGACCUCGCGACCUGCGUGGUUCUGCAGAGAUACGACGGGCUAAACAAUCAAAGGAUUCAGACAAAAGCGUGCAUCUCCCCAUGCGGCAGUCUAGUUUUGUGCGGCGGCGAGGACUCCGUGCUAAACGUCUGGCAUUUGGAAACGAGCGAACAUCUCGCGAAAUAUACGAGCGAGCGUGACUACCGAGCGGUCACUUGUGUGGAUUACCACCCGUAUGACCACGUGCUAGCGUAUUCUGGUUUCGGAGGUCCAACGGCGGUGCGAGUGUUGAGAUUUAAUAAAAAUACGAGCAACAAAGACAUUGGUCUGACGAUAAUAUCUGAAGCGGGACGAAUAUCCAAGGACGGGAACAAUACAACCAUACACCCAUACAGGGAUUAUAUAUCCAGAUAUAUACGUAGACCUUGGUCAUCGAGCAUUUAUAGCGAACAAUCGCGUGCUUUGCUCGCACAAUUAGAUUUUCCCGAUACGAUUGCUAGGAGUAUACCGGCAACCGCACCGAUAUUGCACGAUAUGCGGCAGGUCAGAAGAGAACUAGAUUAUCGUACGCUGUAUCUAAUAGAAAUGAUGGCAGAAACACCACCAAGGCGCAAGUUGAGACAAUUCAAUUUGCGAAGACCUCGCAAUCCUGAGCCGCCUCGGCACAUAAACUACGAUCACAAUUGCGACACGACUAUGGACACCGAGGAUGGAUCGAACUUGAAUGUGUCACCAACGGGCAGGAACGGGCAGCAGAAAUUCAUCUUCCCUGACAUCGCGCGUCUUAGGCUCGACGACAAUCACGAUGUGCACUCGACUAACCGAGAACAUGAUCUCCCGUUACAUUUACGCCGGGACGUGACUCACGCAAUUAGCGAGACAAGCGGAUCGGAGACAUCGCGCGAAAGACUCAGCGCACGGAACAGACUCGAUACAUGUGCCACGAGGGCUACGGGCUACACGGAGGAUGUCGAGACGGGACGGGUGCAUCGAUUUGCAGACACUAUUGCAAUCGAUAUGGAAGAAGACGUACAAAACUCGUACGCUGUCGAGCGGGCUCCCAGGAGCGAGAGCUCGCCAGAUAACAGCGGCGGCACUUUUGUUAUAAGCAGGAAAUAAGUGAAAUUAUAUGCAUGUUGCAUAUAACAUAUGAUAAUGUACGAUACAAUUGUAAAUGUACAUUGCGCAAAAUAAAAAUUGGAUUUGUUUGUUUCUGAGAAAUAUCAUUCAUA
Molecule: messenger RNA, 4344 nt
Organism: Harpegnathos saltator (Jerdon's jumping ant)
Lineage: Eukaryota; Metazoa; Arthropoda; Insecta; Hymenoptera; Formicidae
Product: jouberin
Exons: 7
Coding region: 518-4231 (1237 amino acids)
Biological process (GO): motile cilium assembly
Cellular component (GO): ciliary basal body
Molecular function (GO): protein binding
Source: RefSeq, a predicted model, not a curated record